GUGUUGCUAAGCGCUCACCCAUUCAAGUACUAACCCAACGAAAAGUUGCUUAGCUAGGAUUGGCUUGGGUUUCCGCCGGAGCAACACCUUAGUCACCCAACCAUUACUCUCGGUUAUAAGAGCUAUAAUUUUUUUUCACCUUUAGAUAAUAUUACGAAAUAACAAAAGUGGCAGAAUGACUUCUUAUGGAGCAAUUUUCUUUAAUCCCUCGUUAUUCUUUAUAAAUGAACGGCCCAUGAAGUUUUAUUUGGAUGGUUACGCUAAUCACGAGAUUAAUGAAAUCGCUAAGAUAAUAGAAGCAUUUGGUGGAAAAUUGUCAGCACCUGACGUAAACACAAUCAUUUUUUCGGAGCCUGGACGUCCCAUCACAACAGAGUAUUCUCGAUAUCAUAUUCAGUGUUUACACGACAGUAUGGUGGCCAGAAAAUUUCAAGACCUGGAACAGUACAGGAUUCCUGUUAUUAAAGAAGAAUUAAUGGAUCCAUCGGAUCACGAGGCUUCACAUCCCGCUGGCACAUGCGUUGCUGUUGUGAACCCAAAUAUUAACCUUUUAAAACCAUGGAAAAUUGUAUCUGUAUCGUCUUACGCCGAAAUGGCGAAGGAGAAAAACACUCGAGAAUUCAUACAAAGUAUGUCAGAUUGGCACUUGCACUCGUCGAUUACUAACACUGCCUCAGAAUCGGCUGUGUUCAAUAACAACGAAGGAGAGAAUAGGGAAUUCACAAGCUACAGUACGAAGAGACUAACAUUUUCCUCGUCCCCGAGAGGAAAUUGUAUGGAAGAAAUUGAGAGUAAACCAUCUAAGAGAAAGAGAGACGUUAAUAAUUAUUUUUCUGAUUGUUCCAGCGAGGAGAAUCACUUGCCAACUAAGAAGAGACGAUCCACUUGUGGAAAGUACGUCAACAUGGAGGUAGAAGGGAUUCUACAAUAAUAGUGGAAUAGUGAAAAAUGGGUGAAAUGAUACGAGAAGAGUGGGAGAUUGAGUUGAUGCAUUAUUUUAUUACUAAAAACUCCUUUAUAUUUAUCAUUUAACUGUUCACCUUCAUACCUCUUGUAAUCACAAUCACACGACACGUAAUUAGGGUUUUUCUCAGAUAAAUAAAACUGGACU
Fopius arisanus is the source of this 1111-nucleotide messenger RNA. RefSeq lists its product as uncharacterized. The transcript has 4 exons. The record is from RefSeq and is a predicted model, not a curated record. Bases 176 to 931 code for a protein of 251 amino acids. Lineage: Eukaryota; Metazoa; Arthropoda; Insecta; Hymenoptera; Braconidae.